Hibiscus syriacus is the source of this 561-nucleotide messenger RNA. RefSeq lists its product as uncharacterized. The transcript is spliced from 2 exons. NCBI's taxonomy places the organism in Eukaryota, Viridiplantae, Streptophyta, Magnoliopsida, Malvales, Malvaceae. Bases 1 to 561 code for a protein of 186 amino acids. Gene Ontology annotation, molecular function: zinc ion binding; nucleic acid binding. The record is from RefSeq and is a predicted model, not a curated record.
AUGAGCUCAAAGUCAGUUGCAUGCUCUGCAAGGGGAUCAAAUCGGAUGAGGGAUCGACAGACACAAUCAAUGGGAUCUAGAGCUGGGAUAUCUAACCCGAGCCAAGUCCGACAAUGUCCACAUUGUGAAAGGAACUAUUCGGGGAUAUGCAGGAUGAUUUUUGGAGCUUGUUUUAAAUGUGGGGACACUGGACAUUUUGUUCAGGAUUGUCCCAUGUUAGCGGGUGAAUUUGCUCAGCCAGAGAAGUCCGCCUCGACUACACAGAGAGGUAGAGGCAGAGGAAGAAGUAAAUCAGAGUCGUCAGCUCCGCAAGAAAUACAUUCUGCAGCUCGUGUGUAUAAUCUCAGGACUAGCGAGGAUAGAGAUGACUUAGAGAUCAAAGCAUGUAUUUUUCAGUUGUAUGACAAGGAUGUGUUUGUAUUGAUUGAUACGAGGUCCACAUAUUCUUACAUUUCUAGUAAGUUCGUGAAAGAAUUGAAUAUUCCGUUAAAAUCUACUAGCAAUGAGACUGAAAAGAGUAACGUUGAAAAGUUCAGAAGGUAUAAAGGUUAUUGUAUUUAG